Messenger RNA from Kockovaella imperatae, 4130 nucleotides. RefSeq names its product putative calcium transporting ATPase. The record is from RefSeq and is a predicted model, not a curated record. Gene Ontology annotation, cellular component: plasma membrane. The transcript is spliced from 24 exons. The coding region runs from base 132 to 4130 and encodes 1332 amino acids. Gene Ontology annotation, molecular function: magnesium ion binding; ATP binding; ATP hydrolysis activity. Gene Ontology annotation, biological process: phospholipid translocation; post-Golgi vesicle-mediated transport; intracellular protein transport. NCBI's taxonomy places the organism in Eukaryota, Fungi, Basidiomycota, Tremellomycetes, Tremellales, Cuniculitremaceae.
GAGGGAAUGCUAUACAACUUCACAGGGCUGCUCAUUCGCGGGAACAACAGACAAGUGCAGUCUGGCUCAAUAACGAGGUCAAGCCAUUCUCUCCUGGAUUGCUCGUCCUCGAUUGCUCAGAUCUGCCGCAAAUGUCACACCAAGGCAACAAUCCCUUUGACGACAUCCUCUCACCCCAGCCACGACAAGCAACCAGACCAAGGGAUCCAUUCGUGGAUGACGAUGAUGAUGAUCUCUUCGACCAAGCUCAUGCAGAUCCAGUAGCGUCAACUUCCAGCUAUAACGGUCAUCCUCACGCUUCUGGACCAGCAGAGGCUGCACAGCAUGGUUACGCACUGGAUCCCUUCUUUGAUGACGACGAUGAGCUUGCCAAUAAUUCAGUAGCGAAUGGCUAUCAGUCGGGCUCGACUCUGUCCAGGGGAUUAGCAAACACGUUCAGGCGCUCGAGACAAGAGGGAUCGCAGCCCUUAGCUGGCGCUGGCGCUGUUCCGGCAGGAUUUGCAGGCUACGAUGAUUACAAGUCUGCGAGCUCGGUCAAGAUCGGUGGAAUGCCGCAUGAUCCGUUCGAGGAUGAUGAUGGCCCAUCGGCCUACGCCUUUACGCCAGAGGCGAACGGUCCAUACGGUGUGAGCAGGCGGAGCAGAUGGCAGAGAAUCAAGGAGGACUACUUGACCGAUGUUGACUGGUAUUUUGGUCUCGGUCAACUAUUCGGACGGAAAUCUCGCUUCGAAGGUGUUCCUCGAGACAUUCAGCUUAAUGACCCGGAGGCCAAUCGAGUGAAAGGCUUCGAGAAGAAUACAGUUGCGACCGGCAAGUAUGGGCCGUUGACUUUCUUGCCAAAAUUCUUGUUUUCGGAGUUCUCACGUUCUGCAAACUUGUUCUUUCUCUUCACUGCUAUCAUCCAGCAAGUGCCGAAUGUCUCACCUACCGGUCGAUGGACCACCAUAGUUCCAUUGGCAGUAGUUUUGAUUGCAAGUGCUUUCAAGGAGAUUCAGGAAGAUAUUAAACGUCACGCUUCGGAUCGGUCCCUCAACAGCAAUCCAUCAGAGGUGUUAGUAAAUCAACAAUUCGAGGUUCGACCUUGGCGAAGGAUACGAGUCGGGGACAUUGUUCGGUUGUCAUCGAACCAAUUCAUCCCAGCCGACAUGAUUCUGCUGAGCAGCAGUGAGCCGGAUGGCCUGUGCUACGUGGAAACUGCAAAUCUAGAUGGGGAGACGAAUCUCAAGAUCAAACAAGCCCACCCUCAGACAGCGCCCCUUACCAAUCCCCAAGCCGUGUCACUGCUGAGGGGUCACGUCGCCUCGGAGCCACCGAACUCGUCUUUGUAUACUUAUGACGGCACAUUCUUCCUAUCGUCAGCCCACGCAGGUUCCGCCCCUACCAGAAUACCUGCGGGGCCGAAUCAACUACUAUUACGCGGAGCGCAGCUGAGAAAUACGAACUGGCUGUAUGGACUGGUCGUUAACGCUGGGCACGAGACCAAGUUGAUGAGAAAUGCUACUGACGCUCCAAUCAAGAGAACAGCCGUCGAGCGCCAGGUCAACAAGCAGAUUCUCUAUCUUUUUGUUUUCCUGCUCAUUCUAUCCAUCGUGUCCACGGUUGGGAGCAGUAUACGAACGUGGAUCUUCUCCUCGCAGGACUGGUAUCUGCGCGGUGACGUGAGCGGGAACAAGGCCAAGCAAUUCAUCGAAGAUAUUUUGACCUUCAUCAUUCUGUACAACAAUCUCAUACCUAUAUCGCUCAUCAUGACUAUCGAGGUCGUCAAAUUCUGGCAGGCAUCUUUGAUCAACUCUGACCUGGACAUGUACCAUGCUCCGACCGAUACGCCGGCAUUGUGCAGGACGUCCUCAUUGGUGGAAGAACUGGGGCAGAUUGCAUAUAUCUUUUCGGACAAGACAGGAACCUUGACUUGCAACGAAAUGGAGUUCCGAGAGUGCAGCAUUUUUGGGACCAUGUACGCUCAGGUAGUGGACGACGCGAAGCGGGAUCAAGGUGCUCAAACCUUCGAUACUAUGCGAUCUAAAUCGCACGAAGCGUCCGAAGAGGGCCGCGUGCUCCGCGAAUUUCUCACGCUGCUCGCGGUGUGCCAUACAGUCAUUCCUGAGGAACGCGACGGCCGUAUCGUUUUCCAAGCCUCAAGUCCCGAUGAAGCCGCCCUCGUCGCCGGAGCAGAGCUUUUGGGCUACCGCUUUCAUACACGCAAGCCUAAGAGUGUUUUCAUCGAUGCCGGUGGAAACGAGGAAGAAUUCGAGAUUCUCAACGUCUGCGAGUUCAACUCAUCGCGGAAACGUAUGUCGACUGUUGUCCGCUGCCCCGACGGCAAGAUCAAGCUAUAUACCAAAGGAGCCGAUACUGUCAUCUUCGAGCGACUUGCCGGGAAGCAGGAUACAGAGGCGACUUUGGCCCACCUGGAAGUGAGCAAUGCCUAUCUCGAACGGCCCAUGUCCGCUUAUAAAGUCCAGGAUUAUGCUACAGAGGGGCUUCGGACAUUAUGCCUGGCCUAUCGAGAGAUAUCCCAGUCUGAAUACGCCGAGUGGGCGCAGAUUUACGACAACGCCGCCGCGCAAAUGUCUGGGAGAGCAGAAGCUCUGGAUCGUGCCGCUGAGAUCAUUGAACGGGAUCUGCAGCUGCUAGGCGCCACCGCUAUCGAAGAUAAACUUCAGGAUGGUGUCCCAGAUGCCAUUCACACCCUGCAGCAAGCCGGGAUCAAGAUCUGGGUUCUCACCGGUGAUCGUCAAGAGACUGCGAUUAACAUUGGACUUUCCUGCCGUCUGAUCUCAGAGGCCAUGAAUCUGGUGAUCAUCAAUACGGAAACCGCCGCGGAGACAGCGGAAUUGUUGAACCGUCGACUUUUUGCAAUCAAGAACCAGAGACUCGGCGGGGAUGUCGAGGAGCUCGCUUUGAUCAUUGAUGGAAAGAGCCUCACAUUUGCUUUGGAGAAGGACUGCUCGGAAGUGUUCCUAGAGUUGGCUAUCAUGUGCAAGGCCGUCAUAUGCUGUCGAGUCUCUCCAUUACAGAAGGCUCAAGUGGUCAAGCUGGUGAAACGAAGUACCAGCGCACCCUUGCUUGCGAUUGGGGAUGGCGCGAAUGAUGUCAGUAUGAUUCAAGCAGCACACGUGGGAGUCGGCAUAUCUGGUGUGGAGGGACUUCAAGCUGCUCGAUCUGCCGAUGUCGCCAUUUCUCAGUUCCGAUUCCUACGGAAGCUGCUGCUUGUCCAUGGAUCCUGGAGCUACCAAAGACUGUCGAAGCUGAUCUUAUUCUCGUUCUACAAGAACAUAACGUUCGCGUUAACUCUUUUUUGGUACUCGUGGUUCAAUGAUUACUCGGGACAGAUAGCGUUCGAGGGAUGGUCCAUGUCGUUCUACAAUGUCGUUUUUACAAUUUUGCCACCACUAGUCAUUGGUAUUUUCGACCAAUUCGUGUCCGCACGCAUGCUGGACAGAUACCCUCAACUCUACCAAUUGGGGCAGCAGAACUAUUUCUUCACUCCCAUUACGUUCUUCUAUUGGGUGGGAAAUGCCUUGUAUCACAGUGUAAUCCUCUUUGCAUUCUCUGUCCUGGUCUUCCGCAACGACCUUCUGGCAGCCGACGGCAAGAACUCUGGUCUCUGGGUAUGGGGGACCACAUUGUAUUUGGCUGUACUUCUUACCGUUCUGGGCAAGGCUGCACUGAUAUCAGAUGUGUGGACUAAGUACACGCUCGCUGCUAUUCCGGGCUCCUUUAUAUUCACUAUGGUCGCUUUGCCGCUAUACGCCAUCAUCGCUCCCCUGCUGAAGUUUUCAAUGGCCUAUCAGAACAUUGUGCCGCGGCUGUGGGCAGAUCCAGUCUUUUAUUUUGUCCUCAUCCUGCUACCGAUGGUCUGCUUGCUUAGAGAUUAUGUCUGGAAAUACUUUCGACGAACAUACUACCCAGCCUCAUACCAUAUCGUGCAGGAGAUCCAAAAAUUCAACCUCUCCGACUAUAGACCACGACAGGAACAGUUUCAAAAAGCAAUCAAAAAGGUUCGAGCUACCCAGCGUAUGCGACGGCAGAGGGGCUUCGCUUUCAGUCAAACGGAAACCCACAGUCAGGAUCAGACCCGUCUUAUCAGGUCAUACGAUACAAGUCAAGCCAGGCCAUCUGGCUAUUAG